This is a messenger RNA of Eucalyptus grandis, 3549 nucleotides long. Its product is annotated as disease resistance protein RPM1-like. Bases 248 to 3112 code for a protein of 954 amino acids. Gene Ontology annotation, molecular function: ADP binding. The record is from RefSeq and is a predicted model, not a curated record. Lineage: Eukaryota; Viridiplantae; Streptophyta; Magnoliopsida; Myrtales; Myrtaceae. The transcript is spliced from 2 exons. Gene Ontology annotation, biological process: defense response to other organism.
CCCUCCCUCACUCCCUCCCUCCCUCUCUCUCUCUCUCUCUCUCUCUCUCCAGCCAGGCCUCGUUCCAGUUUCAUCGCUGACUACGUCCCCUGCCUCCCUCAGCCAGGCCUCGUUCCAGUUUCAUCGCUGACUACGUCCCCUGCCUCCCUCAGCCAGGCCUUGUUCCAGUUUCAUCGCUGACUACAUCCCCUCCCGCCCUCCCUUCCUUUCUCUCUCUCUCUCUCUGAUCCAACCAGCAAAGGAGAAAAUGGCGGAAGCCAUAGUGCCUUCUCUGAUAAAGCUGAUUCCUGACGUAUUGAAACUAUUGAAAGAAGAAUGGAGACUCGGUUCAGAUGCUAAAACGGAAUUAGAGUAUCUCAAGGACUUGAUCGGAGCCAUCGGGCGCUUCCUCAAGAAAGCCACCUUGAAGGAGGUCAUCGAUGAGGAUCUCAAAGUGUCCAUGAAGCGAAUGCGGAAGUUUCUUUAUGACUCUGAAGAUGCUAUCAAUGAUUUCAUGGAACGUGGAAAAUGUAAGUGGGAAGGUCUUGGUGUCUACAUUUACAAACACAUCAAUCGCCGAACUUUUGCUUCCGAAGCAAAAAGUAUAAGACAGAUUGUAGAGAAUUACAAAACUACACUGGAGAUUUCAAAUAAAUUAUCCGCAGACCAUGCCAAGUCCAGCUCGGCCUGCCAUCAGUCGUUGUCCAUUGCCUUUUCCAAUGAGAGGGACAAUGAGUUGGUGGGCAUUGAAACGGCAAGGGGCCAGCUGGUUCGAUGGCUAACAGCGGACAGUCCGACGCGGAAAGUGGUUUUCGUGCACGGCGCGCAAGGAGUAGGGAAGAGUACUCUAGUGGGCGCCGUGCUUCGUGAUGAAACAGUAAGGAGUCACUUCAAUUACUACGUGUGGAUCAAUUUAAGAACAUGUGAGUUGGCCGACGACAAAGCGGCGGCACUCAUGAAGGCAAAUGCACGGAUGUGGAAUCCGACCCAGAAGGACAGCCUCGGAUCCCAACGCGAACUCGGAGAGGUUUUCGAAUCCUUUUUGUGCGGAAAUAUCACGUGGGCACUCGUCUUAGAUGAUGCAGGCAGCACGCAUGUGUUCGAGUGUCUCCAGAGUCUUCUAGCUCGUGCUCGUCCCAGCGUGCUCGUCACGACUCGGGACAGCAGCCUACAAUCUAACUCCAGAACUUACUUGAAUCUUCAAAUGGCACAAUCUGAUGGUGCUCCUCUCGAACCUACCAAACUAUUGUAUGAUAUCCGCCAUUUCAAGCAUCCUCCCCUUUCCUUGGAAGAUUCUUCGACUCUACUUUGCCAGAAGACGUUCCAGAUGGAUUGCCGUCCAAAUGUUUUAAAAGAUGCUUUUGACAGCAUUGUAGAACAAUGCGGAGGAUUGCCACUUGCGAUUCUUGCGGCGUCCAACCUUUUGAGCGAUAUUCAGGGUGGUGUUAAUGGCACUCCUCAAGGUGUUAAAUGGAAAAAGUUGAGUAGCAGGCUCGGAGAAGCACUGCUAUCCAAAGGGGACAAAAGUGGCCCAAUUAGAAGGAUUAUAACUCUGCGCAUGGACCACCUUCACGAUGUCCGUGCUUGUCUCUUUUACUUGAGCAUCUUUCCGUUAGAUUGUCUCAUAAAUUGCUCCACAUUGAUGCGGCUAUGGAUGGCUGAAAGAUUUAUUGAGCAGAAGGGUACUGACCCUGUCCAAACAAUCGCAGAGGAAACCCUGAAAAAGUUAGUAGAUCAUAAUUUAUUUCAGAAGGUGGAGAAAACUAGUUAUGAGAGGGCCAAAACUUGCCGCAUUUACAACAUUCUGCAUCAAAUCAUUAUUUCCAAGUCGAAAGAUGAUGAGUUUGCGAUGAUUGUUGCCGACCUAGAAGAAGAAUGGCCUGAGACUCUAUUGCGCCUGUCCAUUCACAGCAAAAUGGACAGGAUAAAAGAUGGCACGAGGGUCAAACGACUUCGCUCCCUACUUAUCUUCGCUGAGGUGUACCCAGAUUGUAUGGAAGCACUGUUGAAGCAGGUUAGCAGGCUUAAGGUGCUAAAUAUUCAAGAUUCUUCAUUGGAAGAGUUUCCCAGAGGUAUUUCUCUUUUAAGAUGUCUUACGUACCUCCGUUUAACGGGUAUCAAAGUAAUUGAAAUUCCGGAAGGCAUAGAAGCUCUUGAACAUCUGGAAACCCUAGAUCUCAAAGGUAUUGACGUGCCUAAACUACCUAAGAAUAUUUUGAAGCUGAAAGCACUCCGUCAUCUGUUAGUAUACAGAUCCAACCCAAGUCCGGCUCCAGGUAGUCACCCAAAGUACGGUGUCAAGGCUCCAUCCGGAUUAGAAGUCGGAUGCUUGACAUCAUUGCAAAAACUAUGCUUGAUAGAUCUAAACCAAGUCGAGGAAAGGAGCAAGCGGUCAAACAUUAAUCAUGGGAAAAUAUUGCUAGGAGAACUCGGGAAACUGAAAAAUUUACGAAGGCUAGGGAUCUCGAAUCUGAGACUCGGCCAUGUAGAGAAUCUUUGCUCUUCCAUUGGGAAUUUAGAAAAACUGGAAGCAUUACAUCUCAUUGCCGCUAGAGAUAAUGAUGGGAUAGUAGAUCUUUCAAAGGUGGAUAGAAGUAAAGCAUUUCCAUUUCUUCAGCGGGUUCACUUGACAGGACAUAUGACAACUCUUCCUAACUGGAUACUCACUCCUAGUUUGGCCAAAUUGUUCAUCAGGAAGAGUCGAUUGACUGAAGAUGCUUUCCAACAUUUUAAGGGGUUACCGUGUCUGAAGCAUCUAGAUUUGCAAGAUGCAUUUUAUGAUGUAAGGGAGAUGGAGUUUGAGGAAGGGGAUUUUCAACAACUUCGCUUUUUAGGCCUGGACACAUUUCCUAGCCUUGAAUCCAUGACAGUUAAAGAAAAGGCACUACCGGCUCUCAAAAAAUUACUCCUGUCCCGAUGCAGUAAAUUUAAAAAAGUGCCCCAAGGUUUACUGUUGAAAUGCCUCGAUUUUCAUGAGAUGCCCUAUGAAUUCGAGAAAGCUGUCAGACGGAAUAAAGCAGUUCACACGCACAAAAAACUCUGGCUUGAAGCAGCUGUGGUGGAUGGCGACCCGAUGGACCUCAUAACGGACCGUCCAGAGAGCUUUCGGCGGCGUGUUGAAAGCAGGAAAUAGUUCCCUCAAAGGCUCCAGGAAGCUGAGACAUGUGAUUUUUGUUGCGGCCGGCAAUGGCACCAGCAACAGCUUACUAGAUGGGCAUGAAGAUUGCAUAUUCUCAAGUCCAGCUUGAUAUGCGUCCAGAUAGUUGAUCUAAUGGAGCAUAUAAUCAUUCAAAAUGGAUGGAAUAGGCAGCUCUAUGGGAGAAAUUCAUUGUCCGCGUGCUUUGCUAGAUUGGGUCUUCAGCAAGUUUGGAAUGCUUUACUAUUUAUUUCUUGUGUUUUUUGCAAUUGUUUAGAAUAAACAUGUCCCCGUGACAUAUGUGUGAGGUGUGUGGCAGUGUGUACCCAUAACGGUAUUCUUCAAGUGUGGUUACACGUCAUUUCAUUCCUAUUUUGAAUGUAAAAUAAGCUUGAUGCCUCGGAUGCGUGCAACCAUUUGUGCGUCACUGUGCA